CAGGCAAGGAGCAUUCCAUCAUUAAAAAACUAAAAAAACGUUUGGUAUCAAAUUUCAUAAAGACAAAAAAGGUAUCAAACGACAACGUUCUAAUGUGUCAUGACGCUCCUCCUCCUUCCAAAAUCUUAAAUUAAAACACAAUUUCCCUCCCUUUCCCAGGCGAAUCUCAUCUUCGGUCGCCGGCGAAAGACCACCCUACCCCCCGACGCCGCUCACGCCCACUGUUUAGGUGCCUGUAACCAUGAUCCUCAAAGAUUCUCUUACAUAACAAACAUCCUCAGUCUUUUCCUCCAGGCUCCACGAAACUACCACGUCCAUACCUACCGAGAAAUCAACCACCAUUGCCGCCACAUUUCCAACUCUUUUCGACAAAAACCUCCCACGAUAUCUACAUCGGCACUAGGUUCGUGCCUUCGCUUGAGAGGUCCAAGGCGAGACGCUUCUCUCACCAAAUCGCUUAAACUCAGCGGAACACGUUCAUCCAUUCCCAACUGCUGGUGGGAUUCCAUUGCUGGUCCCGUUCACAAAAUCCAAAUUUCAGAAAGAUGCCGUAGUUGUUCCUCUAGUUAGCAUUCUGUGCAAGUUGAAACAAUUUGAGAGUUGCAUUUGCAGAGUGUAAUAGAAAAUGGCAACAGAGUCAUCAGAGGGAGAAGAAGAAGGGAAGAUUACAGGAGGGAAUCAGCACUUGAUUGUAGAUGAUGACCUCAGAGAAAUGGGCAAAAAGGCUGCUUGGAGUGUCAGCUCUUGCAAACCUGGCAAUGGUGUCUCCUCUCUGCGAGAUGACAACCUUGAUUCCUUUUGGCAAUCUGAUGGUGCGCAGCCUCAUUUGGUGAACAUUCAAUUUCAGAAGAAAGUAAAGUUGCAAUUGGUUGUACUUUAUGUGGAUUUCAAGCUUGAUGAGAGCUAUACCCCCAGUAAGAUAUCAAUUUGUGCUGGCGAUGGAUUUCACAACUUGAAGGAGAUCAAGACUGUGGAACUUGUCAAGCCUACUGGCUGGGUAUAUCUAUCCUUAUCUGGAACUGAUCCUAGGGAAACUUUUGUCAGUACAUUUAUGCUGCAAAUAGCUGUUCUGUCAAAUCAUCUUAAUGGAAGGGAUACUCAUAUACGUCAGAUCAAAGUUUAUGGGCCUCGACCGAAUCCUAUACCCCAUCAGCCUUUUCAGUUCACUUCGAGAGAGUUUAUUACGUACUCAUCUGUGAGAUGAGAAAUGUGAUAGCAGGAAAACAGAGAAGCGGAACUAUCGGUGAACUGUGUGACAAAUGGAGCUGAAAGUAACCUACCAUCCAGAAAGCAUGCGUUUUGGACAUCUGGAAUCUAUUACGUUCUGCAAUUACCAAUGAAAAAAGAUACUCGGAUUGAGUUGAUGCUACUUAUUAUUGUAUGGUACCUUUCUCUAGUUUUAAUGGCUUUUAUAUCAGAUACAUUCUAAUUGUGUACAACUUUAGUGUUUUCUCUACUCCAGUAUCCUUUUUCCCCCUCU
This is a messenger RNA of Manihot esculenta (cassava), 1480 nucleotides long. Its product is annotated as anaphase-promoting complex subunit 10. The transcript has 8 exons. Gene Ontology annotation, cellular component: anaphase-promoting complex. The coding region runs from base 626 to 1204 and encodes 192 amino acids. Gene Ontology annotation, biological process: protein K11-linked ubiquitination; anaphase-promoting complex-dependent catabolic process. Lineage: Eukaryota; Viridiplantae; Streptophyta; Magnoliopsida; Malpighiales; Euphorbiaceae. The record is from RefSeq and is a predicted model, not a curated record.